Sphenostylis stenocarpa is the source of this 153-nucleotide messenger RNA. The record is from the annotation of a GenBank genome assembly. Lineage: Eukaryota; Viridiplantae; Streptophyta; Magnoliopsida; Fabales; Fabaceae.
AUGGCGGAGUGUGGCACGAGAAUUGGGAUCAGGCACAAUGGGCUGCUUGCAUUGAAAGCCCAUCUGGUUGGAUCGGGCUUCUUAACUGGAAGCUGGGGCACGUGGUAUGCGUGUGAUGAAGAUGAGAAACAUGUUGAUAGGAAGAAAGUGUGA